AAACAAUAUAAUGCAUAAUCAAGUGAACCACCUGAAAAUCCUGAUGUCUUGGGGAAACCUGAAUAUUUGUAGUUGUGGAAUAUAUAUAUAUAUAUGUGUGUGUGUGUGUGUGUGUGUGUGUGUGUGUGUGUGUGUGUGUGUAUAGAUGCAGAAUGAAACAGUAAUAUUACAUUUUGGUUGUAUCAUGUCUAAAGAUACAUUUACAGUGAUUGUAUAUAAGAGGCUAAAUAACAGGAACCAGGAGUGGGUUUCCUUUUGACAUACCAUGUCAUCAAAUUACACUACAACAGCAUAGUGCUCAAAUGAUUAAACAGAGCAUGUAAAUGUUUCACACAUACAAAGUUUGUAGACUCAAUAUUAUGACAUAAAAUAGGCUGAAGCACAUACAAAUGUAUGUAAAAUGUCCAGUUAAAAUGUACUGGAAUAAAAUACAAUUUAUAAUUACAAAUUCAAAAACCUGAAUGUGUUAACAUUAAACCAACCUUUAAACCAGUAUUCAAAUAUAGAUAGGCCUUGGCUGCGUAUAAUCUUCAAACGGGAAUUGUAUUGCAAUGAUGUGUCACCCUUGAAAAACUAAAUGUUUUGAAAGGGAACAGUUAAUCAGGGUGUGUAUCCAGUGAAAACAAUCACCUGGAAUGGGACAACAGCAUAAAGCAAGGUGAGAGUACCUACAACAAUGCCCUUCGCUGCCCUUCAGAUUAUGAAGGGGAAAGAAGGAGGGGUUUAUAGGAAACCUGAUGUCCAGGUAGAGAGAACCCUUUCACUGAUUGUUUCUCUUGUUUCACCCGUGUGUAUUAGCUGCCCUAAAAACAGUGCUGAAGUUCAGCAGACAUAUUGUCACUACAAUAAAGGAGACAGGGCAUUGUGAAAUUGGUCUGUGAACAGUGCUAAAUUUCAGCUCACACAAGACAACUUUCAGACGGACAACUGUGAAGAAAAGCAAAAAGAUGACUGCCAAAAAAGUCCAGGUGCGAAGGGUUGUUUCGAAGGACGGACACAACAAUGUGAAGAUUGAGAAUGUUGAGGGCAUGGUGAAGCUGUAUCUGCAUGACAUAUGGACAACAGUGGUGGACAUGAAGUGGCGCUACAAGCUUACUCUUUUUGCCUCAACGUUUGUGAUGACCUGGUUCAUCUUUGGUGUUCUCUUUUAUCUAAUUGGAAUGACAAAUGGAGACUUUGAUAGUGAGCUGCCUUCCAAUCACACCCCCUGUGUGAUGAAUGUAGAAACACUUACAGGGGCUUACCUAUUUUCUCUUGAAUCUCAGACCACCAUUGGCUAUGGCUUCCGUUACAUUUCAGAGGAAUGCCCACUUGCUAUCUUCACUUUGGUGGCCCAGCUGGUUAUCACUGGCCUGGCAGAGAUCUUUGUCACAGGGGCACUGUUAGCUAAGCUGGCACGCCCGAAAAAGAGAGCCGAGACUAUCAAGUUCAGCCAGUCAGCUGUAGUCUGCAAACACGAGGGCAAGCUGUGUCUGAUGGUCAGGGUGGCCAACUUGAGGAAGAGCCUGCUGAUCCAAUGUAAUCUGACAGGUAAGCUUCUCUUCCCCUAUGUAACACAUGAAGGGGAGAAGACCCAAAUCCAGCAAAGCAAUGUGGACUUCCAGUUGGACUCUAGUGGAGAGUGUCCCUUCCUCAGCCUUCCUCUAACAUUUUACCAUGUCCUGGAUGAGACCAGUCCCUUGGCAGGUCUCUCUGCAGAGAACCUUCAGACAAGAGACUUUGAGUUGCUGGUGACACUCAAUGCAACAAUGGAAUCAACUGCUGCCACUUGCCAGAGCCGUACAUCUUAUGUGCCCCAGGAGAUCAUGUGGGGUUAUGAAUUUAAGCCAGUGCUCUUCACCACUCCAAGGGGGCGCUAUGUUGCUGACUUUAAUUUCUUUGACAAAAUGAAGCCCUGCAAUGACUCCACCCUGCUCAGCAAUCACACAGAGAAGCUUCAGCUUGAAGAGGAGUAUCGUAGAGAGUAAAUACAAUUUUAACCAUUUUUUAAAUUGAAAGUAGUCAGUACCUUUUUCAGAACAUUAAAAGGGACGCAUUUUAAAAAUCCCAUGAGCGCCACAAUGUCAGCUAGACAUAAAAUGUAGAUAUUGGACCCUGAUAUUCUUAAAAUAUAGAACUGGAAUGUUACAUACACACUCGUGUUACAUGUUACAUAAACACUCAUUACCCCUCUGAAAUCAAUUGUGUGUUGGCCCCUGAUAUCUAUUUUUAUCUGGUCUUUCCUUCUAGCCAGUUCCUGUAAAUAUCUUAUCAGUUAAUAAAAACCUAUGGCCUGCAAGUAGGCUUUCCAUCUGUUUGAACCUUA
This is a messenger RNA of Alosa alosa (allis shad), 2305 nucleotides long. Its product is annotated as ATP-sensitive inward rectifier potassium channel 15-like. Gene Ontology annotation, biological process: regulation of monoatomic ion transmembrane transport; potassium ion import across plasma membrane. Lineage: Eukaryota; Metazoa; Chordata; Actinopteri; Clupeiformes; Clupeidae. The transcript has 2 exons. Gene Ontology annotation, molecular function: inward rectifier potassium channel activity. The record is from RefSeq and is a predicted model, not a curated record. Gene Ontology annotation, cellular component: plasma membrane. Bases 948 to 1967 code for a protein of 339 amino acids.